CUUUUUCAACCUCCCCCUCAUUCCCCUCACCCCUCCCUCACCCCUCCUUCUCUCGCUUCAUUCUCCUCCUUUCAUCAUGCUCUCGGGUAUCCUUGUCUUCAACCAGAAGGGCGAGAACCUUAUCUUCCGCUCUUUCCGCAGCGAUUGCCGGCCGCGCCUGGCCGACAUCUUCCGCAUUCAGGUCAUCUCCAACCCGCAGGUGCGCUCGCCCAUUCUGACACUCGGCUCGACAACUUUCAGCCAUGUCAAGCACGAGAACAUUUACUUGGUCGCGGUGACGAAAAGCAACGCCAAUGCCGCUCUCGUUUUCGAGUUUCUCUACCGGCUGGUGAUGCUUGGGCGGAGCUACUUUGGGAAGUUCGAUGAGGAAGCUGUGAAGAACAACUUUGUGCUCAUUUACGAGCUACUGGACGAAAUCCUCGACUACGGAUACCCUCAGAACACAGAAACUGACACGCUCAAGAUGUACAUCACGACGGAGGGGGUGCGGUCGGCGAUUGCCAACUCGGCGACGGACUCGAGCCGGAUCACGAUGCAAGCGACGGGUGCCCUAUCGUGGCGACGGUCGGAUGUAAAAUACCGCAAGAACGAGGCGUUUGUGGACGUGAUCGAGGACGUGAACCUGCUGAUGUCGGCGACGGGGACGGUGCUGCGGGCGGACGUCAACGGUCAGAUCGUGAUGCGGGCGUACCUGUCCGGCACACCGGAGUGCAAGUUCGGGCUGAAUGACCGGUUGUUGUUGGAUGGGGACUCGGCCGGGGGCAGCGGGGGCGGCAGCGGCAGCAGCUCGUUCGGCGGCGGCGGCGUGGUGACGGGCAACCGGGAUGGCACGACCAAGGCGACGCGCGCGGCGGCGGGUUCUGUCACGCUGGAGGACUGCCAGUUCCACCAGUGCGUGAAGCUAGGCCGAUUCGACGCGGACCGGAUCAUCUCGUUUGUGCCGCCCGAUGGAGAGUUCGAGCUGAUGCGCUACCGCGCCACGGAGAACGUUAACCUGCCCUUCAAGGUGCAUCCGAUCGUGCGCGAGGUCGGUACUACGAAGGUUGAGUAUAGUGUGGCUAUCAAGGCCAACUACAGCUCUAAGUUGUUCGCCACCAACGUCGUCAUCCGCAUCCCCACCCCGCUCAAUACCGCGAAGACCACCGAGCGCACCAGUCAGGGCCGUGCCAAGUACGAGCCCGAGCACAAUAAUAUCGUCUGGAAGAUCGCGCGCUUCUCCGGUGGCAGCGAGUACGUGCUCACGGCCGAGGCGACGCUGACUAGCAUGACGCACCAGAAGGCGUGGAGCCGGCCGCCGCUCAGUCUGUCGUUCAGUCUGCUCAUGUUCACCAGUUCGGGACUGCUGGUGCGUUACCUUAAGGUGUUUGAGAAGAGCAAUUACAGCAGCGUCAAGUGGGUGCGGUAUAUGACUCGUGCUGGAAGUUAUGAGAUCCGAUUCUAGCUGUUACUGUUGCUGCAGGCAGAGCAGUGAUGGGGUUGGCCACAUAGAGAAGAGAAGAGGCCAUUGCAGGCAAAAGAAAUAUCAAGAAUCAGCACGCUGUCAUUCUACCUCGUUACACAUUUCUCUGGCAUAUUUUGUUACUUCCCUACCAUUCUUCAUCGACUGAUGGACUGUGCAUUCUACCCUAUACAUUAUUACUUUUGUUCACAUCGAGCUUGGUGUCUGGCGUUGGGUUUGUUGUCUUACCGGACCGUGUGCAUAUUUGUGGUCGAGCUGAAUGAAAGGACAAUAUCAAGGACUGCUACCACAUAAUCUGUUUGUCAGGAUUGACCUGGUUGUACACGUUUUUACACGUCAUUAUCCAACGAUCUUCAUGGUUCUUUCCUGCAUACCGACAAAUACGAAUG
Molecule: messenger RNA, 1848 nt
Organism: Aspergillus saccharolyticus JOP 1030-1
Lineage: Eukaryota; Fungi; Ascomycota; Eurotiomycetes; Eurotiales; Aspergillaceae
Product: AP-2 complex subunit mu
Exons: 3
Coding region: 77-1441 (454 amino acids)
Biological process (GO): intracellular protein transport; clathrin-dependent endocytosis
Cellular component (GO): AP-2 adaptor complex; cytoplasmic vesicle
Molecular function (GO): clathrin-cargo adaptor activity
Source: RefSeq, a predicted model, not a curated record